GGCGGUAUGUGGUCCGCACUCCCUUUAUGCUCUCGGUCUUCCCUCCGGGCGCCCGGGUGUUCACCGAGCUGCGGUUUUCCACGCCCGAGUUCCAAGAACUUGCCACGGCCGCGAUUCUGAACGAGCUGGACCAGGUGAAGGCCAAUCUGCGAGCGAUUCAGGUGCACGAUGUGCAGGUCGACCUGAACGCCACAAGCGAGGUGUACCGUAGCUUCGAGCCACCGCAUGCGAUCGUGUUGGUCUUGACGGUUCCAGAAAUACGCGAAACCGCGGGCAGUCUGCAAGUGUUCAACCAGGUAUGGAUGGUGGUGUUGUUCUUUUUACGUCACUUCUUGCUUGUUUUCAAGAAUGUACCGCACUGAAGCAGUACAACCUUCGGAGGUAAGCAAAGCCAAAGGCAAAGUUCUACUGUCAAGUUAAAAGGAAACACAUCAUGCACAGGUCGGUUACGAGAACGCCAAGAAGCGCGCCAUCGAUAUUUUCACACAAGACCCGAGGAGGCGCAUCCUUGCCGACGUCACCGUUGAGCGGACCAUGGAGGUGAUGCGCAAGGGCAAACUGUACGUGACCAGCAUUUGCCGCAUUCGCGUGACCGCCGGGAAAGCGGCCGCGACGUACCUCUCCCGCAUGUUCCGAGCGGAUUCGGAGAAGAUCCGCCUGUUUCAAGUGCUGAACGGGGAGAUGCAGGGACUCGCGAGAGUCUCGGGCGACGCGGACGACGUGUCUGUGUGGACGUACGUUGUUCCGGACCAAGCGACUACCAUCGACUGGUCCUACUCGUCAAAAAUCACGACCGGCGCCUUGCCGAAGUACGUUCUGCAAGCACCCACGUACCUGCGGG
Amoebophrya sp. A120 is the source of this 841-nucleotide messenger RNA. The record is from the annotation of a GenBank genome assembly. NCBI's taxonomy places the organism in Eukaryota, Dinophyceae, Syndiniales, Amoebophryaceae.